GGACACAAGAGUUACGUACCUAAUAUGAUUAGUGGAGCAUCUCAAGUAGACAUUGGUGCUGGUGAUUUCAGCUCUAAAAGGUGAAUUUGAAACAGGAUAUGAGAGUGGGCGGACACUUUAACAUGUUCAACUUGCCAAAACUUUGGUUGUGUGGAAGCUGAUUGUUGUUGUGAACAAGAUGGAUGAUCCAACUUUAGGCCGGUCGAAAGAAAGGUUUGAUGAAGCAAGAGCAGAGGUUGUGAGAGCAUAACUGGUGGAGCUCAUUGAGAGAUACGCAGCGGGGGAAUCUGUUAGUGUAAGAUGUAGUAACUAGCUUGGCUAAGGCAUUUGAAGACAGCAAGAAGAGUCUCUAGGUUCCUGUUUUUGCUUAUUCUGGAUUUGUAAUGUUAGGUUAAGACUUAUUUUCAGACUUGUAAUGUGUGUAGUGUAUUGUAGUUGAAAUUUUCAAGAUGAUAUGUACUGUAUUUUGAGGCUUCUAUAAAGUUUUAUUUAUAUAUCA
Messenger RNA from Camelina sativa (false flax), 499 nucleotides. The record is from RefSeq and is a predicted model, not a curated record. Lineage: Eukaryota; Viridiplantae; Streptophyta; Magnoliopsida; Brassicales; Brassicaceae.